Molecule: messenger RNA, 1044 nt
Organism: Penicillium maclennaniae
Lineage: Eukaryota; Fungi; Ascomycota; Eurotiomycetes; Eurotiales; Aspergillaceae
Gene: pgxC
Product: putative extracellular exo-polygalacturonase
Exons: 1
Coding region: 1-1044 (347 amino acids)
Biological process (GO): carbohydrate metabolic process
Molecular function (GO): polygalacturonase activity
Source: RefSeq, a predicted model, not a curated record
AUGGCACCGGGGGGGACUCUAUACUCGAAUGGAAAGUACUGGUUUUCCUUUUCAGGUCCCAGGAUUGACUACAUUGGUUCAUCCGACGUCAACAAUGGCUGGAUCAACUCUUACGGACAGGCGUGGUGGGAUGCGAACCCAGUGAAUGGCACUGGAAUCGAUGACAGACCCCAUCUGAUGAGCUUCGACACUACGCAAGGAUCCUUGAAAUUUUUCAAAUCUCGGAAACCCAUCGCAUGGAAUGUGCAACUGAAGGGAAACGACAUUGAUGUCAGCCACGCGUUCAUCGAUGCCGAGUCUACAGGCUCAUUUCCGUUCAACACAGACGGCUUUGAUGUGACUGGCACCAAUGUGCGCAUUACCGAUAGUGUGAUUUACAAUGGCGACGAUGCUAUUGCUGUGCAGUCAGGAUCACACAAUGUUGUCUUCCAGAGGAACACUAUCGGGUACCAAAGCCAUGGCAUGAGUAUCGGCUCCCUUGGGGAAGACCAGUCAGAGUACGCUCAUGUCUCGGACAUUCACUUCGAAGAUGUUACUGUAAUUGACGCUGUCUAUGCCUCUCGUUUCAAGUCGUGGAUGGGUGGUCAAGGCAUCGCCAAGAAUAUUACAUGGAAGAACAUUCGUGUUUAUAAUGUCACUUUCCCCAUCUUUGUCACUCAGAGUUAUUCCAACCAGGGUUCUUCUCAGACUCAACUUGGUGGCGGAGUGACCUCUGGACGAGCAAAUAAUGCUUCUGUUGUGAUGCAGGACUUUGUCUGGUCUGACUUUACAGGCACUGUCAACACCUGGAGGCCUGGUGAUGGUUCGUGCGUCUCCGACCCGUGCUGGUACGAUGUUGGCUUGCCCAAGCUCAAACAUACAGAGGCUGUCAUUAUCGAAUGUAAUACCAACUCCUCGUGCCAGAACUUUCAGCUGCGCAAUAUUGAGGUCAUUCCUCAGAAUAUGCAACAACCCACUGUGAUUUGCAUCAAUGUGACUGCCCAACUGAAUUCCCAACUGGGUUUCAACUGUCGAAACGGCACCUUCUCUCCGCUCAAAAUAUAG